This is a messenger RNA of Thlaspi arvense, 288 nucleotides long. NCBI's taxonomy places the organism in Eukaryota, Viridiplantae, Streptophyta, Magnoliopsida, Brassicales, Brassicaceae. The record is from the annotation of a GenBank genome assembly.
CAAACUGUUUUCCUGGCUUUUCAGCACUAUAUUGUGAUGCUUGGCACCACAGUUAUGAUUGCCACCAUUCUUGUGUCUCAAAUGGGGUGGAUAGAGCCCGGUGAUUCAAUCAUUGCUGUUUAUGUCUGGGGUGAAUACUCUUCUGCAAACUUGGGUUGGGGGCGGCUGCCCACGGUGAUGGGUCCAUCAUUUGCUUAUCUCAUAUCUGUGUUGUCUGUGGCCCGGGAUUUAUCUGAUGAGGAGUUCCCAAGUGACCACCAGGUAUGCAGCAUCAUUGUUGACUGUUAA